AUGUCUGGACUUGCUGCGCUACAUUGUUCAACAUUUGCACAAGGCUUUAGCAAUAAUGAAUGCCAGGCUGCUGCCAGGGCAUUACUUAGGCAUGAUUCUCACAUUGAUGGCACGUAUUAUCAUACCAAGACAGUUGGUGGCCUCCAUCCCUCCUACAUAGCCUUUCAGUCCGAUGGUCAAGAGCUGGAGUCGGGGAGAGCGCUGUCUCACAAAGAACUCAUUGAAGCGAUGCUCCAAGACAUCUUUGACACAAUUGCUACACAGGACCGCCUCGAUGGUGGUAUAUCUCUAUUCAUUCAAUGUGUGGGCUCUGGAAUUGGAGGAGAUGUUGCUGUGCUUGUGCAAGCAUUCACUCAAGAGUUUGUGGUACUACAUCUCCAACAUUUUGCUAAGUGUUGUGCAGUUGAAAAUAUCAAACUGCCUCAGUCUUUCCCUGCCACUCAUAUCAGUACAGAUGGACCACAGCACCUCCCAGGGCCUCUCAUAGCUACUGGGGCUCGCAUUGUGUGCUCCACACAAGCACCAAGAACCUUUGAGAACAAUCUGAAAGCAUCAUCCGCCCCUGCUGCAGAUCUGAAGAAACCGGCAUCUGCAGCAAUUUCUGAGGGAAUCCAACUGGUGACAAGUCUUGCAAAAGACAUGUUGACUCCACAUUCGCAGUUACGCCGACACCGACCUGCUGAUGUCUUUGCUGCCGACAGAGUCCCUGGCCCGAUUUUUUUGGUUCAGCCAGAACUUGCUUGCGAUGCCAUAAAUUUUAGUCCUCCGCUCAUUAGUAUUGGUCCCAAUACCAAUGCUGUUCUUGAUCAGUUCAAACUGGGGGAUGCGCUCUUACCCAAACUUCGUGUACUUGUUGGAACUGUGCGAAGCAGUCGUUGGGAGUCGGUACUCAGGUCCCAGACGUGGGACCUGAACUAUGAGCAAGCCUCUAUCUUGGUGAAGGCCCUUCUCGCAGACUUUCAAGGUGUGCCAUUCAGCCCUGAAAUCGUGAAGCACAAAUCUUCUAUUCUCUCUGUCAUCUUGAAGUGGCUUGGCAUUCUAGUGCUUUUAUACAUGGUAUCUCCCAACAACAGCAAUGCUAGGCGCCGCAUCCAGCAACCUCGUGUCUGUCCAAAGGUCAUCAUGAGUAAGGAGGCCCAUGCUCUUCUGACGGCCAACCAACGCACGAAGUCUCGCCAGUUCAAAAUAGCCCUUGAUGAGGCUUGGUACCAGAUUGACAAGGCUACAAAAACUAUUGCUUCAGCUCACCAUAAAAGUAUUCACUGUGUACAGAAUGAACUGUACAUUGGCCAUGGGAUCCAGCACUCCAAGCGCUCCAAACUGAAUGCUUGGAAUGUGUUCUGUUGGAAAAAAAACCAGGACAUCAAAAAUUGUGACCAAGGCAGAGGUACACUUCAACAGCUCAUUCAUGAGCACAAGGAGAAGUACUAUGCCCUUUCAAAGGACGAGCAGGAAGAACUACUUAAAGAGUACGCCAAAUGGUCAUUGACAAAGGCUACAGGUGUGCGCACGUCCACGAAGUCAAAGGUCAACAAUAUCACUCAAACUCUGAGAGCUGUCGAAAAUGAGGAAUUCAUGCACUCUGUGAUGAAUAUCGACAAUCAAGAUCUAAUUAGCAAAAUGGAGGGCUUUGCUAUUCAGGGUGUGAAAGGUGCUGCACAAAAUCACCAACAGCGCAUGUCUCAAAAACAUGCAGCCAUCCACAACAUUAUCAACAAGAAUCUUUGUGAGAUCACUGGUGACCCUCGUGCCAACAUGCAAUGGGCAUACUAUUUCCAGAACAUUGUCCAAUGCUACCAAGUCAUGAUAGAGGGGUGGCCUGACAAUGUUCCAUUCGCCAACCUUAGCCAGGCAUCCAGUGCCCUCCCAGAGCUUGACAGGCUCUUGCGGCUGUGGAACUCAGGUGCAACAUGCUGGAAGACUUUAACAGGCAAGGAAUUUGAGAAAAUUCCCAAGGAGCACAAUGCUAAACUUGACUGUGGCGAGAUUGAGGAUCAUAGCCGACAGACACGAUCUGAUAAAGGUAAAAAACGAACGAAGUCUGCAGCUACUGAUUGUAACUUGCACGGCCGGCACAAGAAAUACAAGAGUGCAGACACUGUCAAAGACAGUAAGCAUGACCCCGAGGAAGGGGACAAUGAUGAGCAUGAGGCUCGCAGCCAGUCUUCCACACCACCUCCUUAUGCCACUUCCAAUGCCAGCUCCGCACCUUGUGUGUCUGGUAAUACUACUCACUCUAGCAAUAAUGUCAACACUCGCGAUCUCACACCCUUUGGUUCUUCCCUCGACUGCAAUGCUAUAUUGGAUAGGUCAGAUAAAAUCUUUGGCCCUGCGCAUCCAGACAGCAUGACAGCGCCAAUCCAUGCACCAUCAGCUACUAGUUUCAACCCCCCUACUCUACAUGACUUCACUGAUUUCAACGUGUUUGGUACUUUCUGA
This is a messenger RNA of Suillus plorans, 2439 nucleotides long. RefSeq lists its product as uncharacterized. NCBI's taxonomy places the organism in Eukaryota, Fungi, Basidiomycota, Agaricomycetes, Boletales, Suillaceae. The transcript is spliced from 10 exons. The coding region runs from base 1 to 2439 and encodes 812 amino acids. The record is from RefSeq and is a predicted model, not a curated record.